UCCCUAGUACUGUAUCCCUCUCGCCAGAAGGCCACUACAAGAUCUCACAGCCCCACCACUUAAAAGAGUAUCCUGCUCCGCAUAGCACUAAUAGCGCCUCUCAACAUAGUGGGGGUUCUCCCCACUCACUCACUCAGCACUCUUUCCCUGUACUACAUCGCACUGUGUCUUCGGUCAGUCAAAGCAAUCUCCAUGUUACGAGUACGAGCCAUUUGAAUUCCCCACAUUAUGUGGGGCAACCCCCCUACCAUCCACAUCAAGAGCCACAGCAUUCCCCGUUAGAUAUUCCCUCUUCAUCCUCACCGACGUCCCCAACAUCCUCUGGGCUUCAUUCGUCCUCCAGACAGCCAUCUUCCAUCCCAACAUCUGUGAUUACAGCAGCUCACAGUAGCAGUAGCCUUGGAAAUGAUUCAGAUCCGUCCUCUUAUGUUCAAGAUCUUUCUUUCCAGCCACGACCCAAGAAGAAAGGUCGAAAGCCGAAGAACCCGGAUGGUAGUACUUCAUCCCCUAUUAAAAGGAAAAGUAGAGAAGGUUCAACGACAUAUUUAUGGGAAUUUCUGCUUAAACUGCUGCAAGACAAAGAAUACUGUCCGCGCUACAUAAAAUGGACGAACAGAGAAAAGGGCAUCUUUAAACUGGUCGACUCGAAGGCCGUUUCUAAUCUGUGGGGUAUACAUAAAAACAAACCAGACAUGAAUUAUGAAACAAUGGGACGAGCUCUCAGGUACUACUACCAGAGAGGGAUCCUGGCGAAGGUAGAUGGCCAGAGGCUGGUGUAUCAGUUUGUUGAGGUACCGAAAAACAUAGUGGAAGUAGAUUGUUCAGGAGUUUAAUGGAACCAAUAGUUUAUAACGAUAAAAUAUUCUAAUUUUUGGUAAGCCAAUGUCCAAAAUGUCGUCGUAACAACAUGAAAUGGAUUGUUCAGGAGUUUAAUGGAACCAAUAGUUUAUAACGAUAAAAUGUUCUAAUUUUUGGUAAGCCAAUGUCCAAAAUGUCGUCGUAACAACAAGAAAUAGAUUGUUCAGGAGUCUAAAGCAAACAACGAUUGAAGAAGCUGAAAUGUGUUAGCUUUUGGUGGACGAGUUUACAAAAUGUUAUAACAACAAAAAUAGAUUGUUCAGGAGCUUAAAGCAAACAACAAUUGAACAAGGGGAAAACAUGCUGGUGUGUGUGAGUGUGAAAAUGUCAGCCAGGCAACGAAAACAAUUUAAAGUAUUUGGAAAAGGACAGAUUUUGCCUUGAUAUUUUUAGUUGUGUUUUAAUGUUAAAUAACAGUCACAAUACUUUUCAUUUUUGGACUGCAUCAACGAUGCUG
Molecule: messenger RNA, 1315 nt
Organism: Limulus polyphemus (Atlantic horseshoe crab)
Lineage: Eukaryota; Metazoa; Arthropoda; Merostomata; Xiphosura; Limulidae
Product: ecdysone-induced protein 74EF-like
Exons: 4
Biological process (GO): regulation of transcription by RNA polymerase II; cell differentiation
Cellular component (GO): nucleus
Molecular function (GO): sequence-specific DNA binding; DNA-binding transcription factor activity, RNA polymerase II-specific
Source: RefSeq, a predicted model, not a curated record